Messenger RNA from Tigriopus californicus, 4270 nucleotides. RefSeq lists its product as uncharacterized. The transcript is spliced from 2 exons. Gene Ontology annotation, biological process: retrograde vesicle-mediated transport, Golgi to endoplasmic reticulum. Bases 231 to 3791 code for a protein of 1186 amino acids. Lineage: Eukaryota; Metazoa; Arthropoda; Copepoda; Harpacticoida; Harpacticidae. Gene Ontology annotation, molecular function: SNARE binding. Gene Ontology annotation, cellular component: endoplasmic reticulum membrane; Dsl1/NZR complex. The record is from RefSeq and is a predicted model, not a curated record.
ACAACCCCAAACAGGGGAACAACAACAAUCAUCCAAUCUAUCUAUCUAUCUAUCUAUCUAUCCCAGUCCAUAAGUUCUGUCCAAGUCGUAUUCAAGCAGAAUCCGAGCAUCGUGUGACCAAAUGUCCUAUUAAAGACUUCCGUUUCUAGUCCGUUCCAUCCGUUGUGGGCAAUCGGUAACCGCCUCAAUCACUCGAUAUCCUCUCCUCGCCCUCAUUCCUCAUCCGCUUGAUGGACGCCUCAGCCCACCCGCAUGGUUCGCAAGACCCGCUUUUGUACGAAAUCGUGGUCUUCCAAGAAUGGACCGCCUCCGUCCUAAGACGUCAUGGCUCCACGGUCCCUAACUCGAGUGCCGCCUCAUGGCUGGACCCGCCCAGCUGGUUCAGGGGUGGUUCGAGUUGGUCCGCCCAUCAUUGGCCAGCCGCCCUCGGUUGGUUGUGGGGCCGCUUUGCCUCGGAAGAAUGGUGCCAUUUGGGCGCACUUCGCCUCUGGCGUCGCUCUUGUUGGCCGCAAUGGAAAAUGGCCGUGCGACCGGAUUGCCAGCAAUGGGUCGUCCUGCGCGAAGACGAUUUCGAGCUCUACCAACAGGUCUUGGCUGGCGAUCACGGCGACUGGCCCAUGCCUAGGGAUGACGAUUGGGGGGGAACGGGGGGCGGGUAUGUUAUGGUCCACAAGGAGGGCAUCGAUCCGGAUGCGGAGCCUCGUUUGCGAAGAGUGGCCUGGUCUCCGGAUUUGAAUUACGUGGUCUGGACUCAAAGUGACGGGUCGGUCCGAUGGUUCGACAUCCGGGCUCAAGCUCUAGUGCCGCACGUGGUGGCUUCGGCCGGGUUGGGCUGGUCGUUCAAUCCGUGUGUGGGCCUGUCAUUUUUGGAUCCUCGUGGCGAUAGCGAGGGUGGGUUGGAUUUGUUGGUCGUGUUGGAACAAGGACAGGUGUUGCUCUUCACAUUAUCGUCCGGACAGGUCCGCUUGUCGGAUAGCUUGGAUUUGAGAUCGUCGUUUCCCAAUGGAUUGACGGACGCUACGGUCACCAAUCAGCAUGGUCUAGUGAUCGUGUCCGGAUCAACGGGUUCAUCUCGGUCGACUCUGAAAUGUGCCCGUAUUACGGACGAGAAACGUCUAGUCCCGUUUGAUAUUAGUUGGCCGAAAAUUGAGGGAUUGAAAACGUCGUCUAAGAGCUUUGCCUACAAGAUGGCGCUGUCUUGGAAUCAAGACCAGUUGGCCGUGAUCAUGUCGGAUAAUUCGAUUGUGGUGUUGAGUGUCCCGUCGUUUCGAUUAAUCUCCGUUCUGCCAUUGGUGGAUCAGGCGUGUCAUGACGAGGUCAACCCCCAGUGUGUAAAAGACAUUCCGCCCCUACCAGGUACGCCCAAAAUGGCUCACGAUUUCCUGGCCUGGGUUUCGAAUGUCCAUUGGUGGGAUGAUGGGGCCUUGGCUAUCCUACGAGUCACGGGAAGCUUCACCAUUCUCACUUUAAAUGAUGGGUCCAAUCUAUUGGGUCCUCUCCCGGAAUUCUUCUCGUUAUCAGUGGAAAUGCAGAACCGACAGGAAAACGGAUUUCUUUUGUUGGAAGAGAGUGACUCGACCGGAUCCAAGCAACGUACUUCAUUCAAAGUGCUCUACUUUCACAGUUCAUCACCUCAGGAGCUAUUUUUGAGAAAAAUCAGUGAAGGCGAUUUCGGUGAGGCCAUCAUUUUAGCGCGUCACUAUCAUCUGGAUACGGACCUGGUCUACUUGGAGCAAUGGCGAAAUUCGUCUUAUAACAAAGACGCAGUGAAUGAUUGUCUCGGCAAGCUCAAAUCCAACACUUCUAAAAUCGUCCAAGCUAUAACGACAGUUCCAGACUCUCUGGAUGAUAUGGAGAUUCUCCUGAAAUACGGCAUUCGUUGGGCUUCCAACGCCGAUGCUCAAGAAGAAAGCAAACUCAUCCUCACUAAUUACUUAGAGCGGUUGUAUCUGUACGAGAAACUGGGUCGCGUUGGUCAAGAAAUAUUAACUUUCCACGAGUUUAGGCAAUUCACGAUGACCGAAAGUGUGCUCCAUUUUGCUCGCAAUGGGGCUAUGGAGCCCUUGCUAACCUUAUUGCGUGAGCAUUGGACGGAAAUCGAGCCCAAAAUGACGUACGUCUUGCUACAAAUCCCGGAAGGCGUGAAAAUGUCCGAAAUGGAAGGUGUGCUCGGCUAUCUUCAGAAUCGACAGGUUCCAGGUUUGGAUGCCUGGCUCGUUCAACGAAUCCAAAGCUGCAUAGCUCGGGGAUUUGCUGGAAAUGCCAUCGCCAUAGUGAAAGUUUGUCAAAGCAAGAAGAUUGAGAUCCCCACCUAUUUGUCCACACUCUUGGUUUGCUUUGAGACCUUGAUGAAACGAUUCGGGGUGGACCUGCUCUCUUUUGACGAUUUAGACCAGAUGAGUGCAUUGGACUUGAUUCGGAUUGUCUUUCUAAACAUGGAUAGUCUUCACUUACGGCAAGAGAUUGAGGAAGUCCUUUUCCCGCUCAUCCAGCAAUUGACAUCUAUCCGACCCAAAUAUCUACUGGUCCAGGAUUUGAAUGCAGUCCUCUGUCAACAUUUGUCUUCGAAUCCACCCAAGGUGUGGAAGACCUUGAAUAUGUUACAAGUGUUGGGCGGGAGCAAAAGUAGCCCAAUCUCUCAGGAGGAUGUGCUUAUGAUGUGCUUUCAAUUGGUCGACCACUUGAAAGUGGAUGAUGAGUCGACUAUGGAUUCAAUUCGUUCAUUAUUGGCGGUUCUAAACAAGUUCAAAGAUCUCCCCGGAUACGAAGCAAAGAUGAAGCAAUGUCGCCAAAGAGCGCUCUCAAUCGAAGUCAUGAUUGUCCACGAGUUCAUUCCAGGAUCUAUGGGAAGUGAUCAUCUGGUAGAACUCCCACUUUCGGAACGAGAUUGGGAAGUUCUACUUUGUUGUUGGACAAAAACAUUGGAUUGCGAUGGGUUUUUGGACCAGUUAGAAACUAUGUUGAGAGUUCAUUCCACGAUGACCUCGUUGGAAAAGAUGGAUUGUGUGCGGAUGUUUCUCUUGAAAUUCGUGGAUCAAGCCUUCCAUACCACCAUUGACAAAAUGCUUGUAUUGAGACAUUCCAAAGCCUGGAGCAAGUUCUGUCGCAAUUGGGAGGUCUCCCUGUCCGAAGAGGAUUGGUCUGACCUAGCGGUGAAAUCCUGUCAGUUGCAUUUCAAACACAGUCCCACAUGCCAAAGUCCGAGCAUGUGGUGUGCGAAAUCCUGCUUGAAUCUGGCCGCCCAAGACAAGUGUGGAGAUCCAUUGGUGCGAUUUUGGACGCAUUUAUUGGCCCUUUGUGAUAUCGUCAAGGCCAAGAGCUGGACUGGCUUGGUCACUCCCAUGGAGAUUUUCAACGGGUGUCGAAAGAACCCAAAACGGUUCUUCACUCAACUGUGCAAUAAAGUGGAACUGAAGGAGCGCAACUUAAAACCCCUGUUGGAAAUCGCCAUGCAAAUGGCUCAAGCGGGAUGCCCAUGGAAUGAGGAACAAUUGAAAGGCGAAAUUUUAGGCAAUAUGACCCGAUCGGCGUUAACGAAAGGCCAACUCGAUUUGGCCCUUCACUUGGCCAAUCAGAUCGCCAUUGGUCGCCAUUCUGAAGGUGGACAAUUGUGCUUCGAAGUGGCCAACACGGUUUUAGCUGCCCAACCCCGAUCUCUCGUCUCCUCCGGUAAUUCGAUCCCGGUCAACGUGAUGAGUUUUGCCUUGAAUUGGAUCCCGAAAGAGGAUCUAAGUGAUGUGACCAAUCAACUUAUUGGUUACACGUCGAUUGAUCGAUGGGAACCUUGCUAGAGCAAAUGGCCUUUAGUGAAUGAUUUGAACCCAUUUGGAGUUGGCAAAGGUGAAGCCCGAAAAGGUAGAAAGUUCUGUCAGAUCUACCUCCUUUUGCUCAGGGGCCUUUCAUCCGAAACUCGGAAUUCUAGCAACCCCUCACAAUUGCUGCACUUUUCUAUCAGUCAAUUGGAGCAAACUAAUAAACUUGUAGCUCCCGAGCAAGAACUUACCACCGAAAAUGACGAUGAGGCAGAUGAGAUCGAAGAACAUUCUAGUCCCAAAUCAAUAGAAGAAACUGAUUGUCCUGAGGUGGACAAGAAAACUCCAGAACCACCAACAUUAGCCACCGCUUCGAAUGAGGCUCAAUCCCAUAGAAAUACUUUUCCUCGGGGUCUAAUGACUUUGGCAACCCACCUCAUGAUGAAACGAUUGGAAAAAGAGUAAUACGAUUUUAUUAAUUUUUAUUUUGAAUAAUACCCCGAAUGGUUCCUUGAAAA